Molecule: messenger RNA, 1935 nt
Organism: Metarhizium brunneum ARSEF 3297
Lineage: Eukaryota; Fungi; Ascomycota; Sordariomycetes; Hypocreales; Clavicipitaceae
Source: RefSeq, a predicted model, not a curated record
AUGCCCAGACAAUACAUCUUAUUUGGGCGGCCGGUGCCGCCAUUCACGGCUCGGCGUCUGACCUUCUUGUUACUCGGUCUCUCUAUAUUUGCCAUUGCCCUAAUAUCGACUCUGACAUCCGGCGUACCAGCCUCACCGAGUCUCUCAGCCUAUGACACCAAGCUGUCCGUCCCCCAUGUGCCAAACAUGCCGCAUAUCGGUGACUCGCUUUCCAAGAGCUUCCUCAACCCGUUCCGACAAAAGUCACAUCCUCCCCCGCAUAACGAUAAAGACGAAUAUGCAGGAUCGUCCUGGUUAUCUGAUUGGAAGUGGCUUAAAGUUCCGUUUUCUAGCAUCAUAACUGUGGAUGAAGACAGGGCGUUGCUUCCUCCGUUAAAACCCCGCCAACCAGUGUAUUGUUACUACGACGCAACAGCUAAGAAGACGACGGAAGAAAAGGACGCCGAAAGCGAGUUGCUCCUUACUUGGAGGAGAGCCUGGUGGGCGCAAGGUUUCCGGCCCGUAAUUCUCAGCGCUUCCGAAGCCAUGAAUAACCCCUCGUAUGAUCUCAUUCAGAGACUCAACGUUGACCCUGAUCUCAUGGCAGACCUGAUGCGUUGGCUGGCCUGGGACACCAUGGAUGGAGGCAUAUUGACCCACUACACGUUGCUGCCCGCGGUUGCGAAGGAGGAUUCACUACUCGCGUUUCUUCGUCGUGGCGAGUAUCCCCAUUUGACCCGGUGGAAGGAUCUGGAAGAUGCGCUCUUUGUCGGCCACAAGGACCAAAUCAAAUCGGCCAUACAGGCGGUUACGAACAUCGACCCAAAAAAGCUAGCAAGUGUCAAAUCCCUCAUCUCGGGAGUGCCUGACGAAGUUAUUAAGGUCGAGAAGGCCACCAUGCCACUUGCCGCGUAUACUCCUGUCAUCAUUGCCAAAAAGUACGCUAAAGUUGCGGACGAGAUCAAGAGGCAUCGUGCCAGCGGGCUUGUCAGCCUCAACAAAUUAAUAACUACUCAUUUGCAUGUUGCGUGGCAGAACCGAUUUUCCGAUGGUAUUGAAGUCAUUAAACCUUUUCCGGACCACAUGAGCACCUUGGUCAGCAAUGCUUUGCAGCUAGCCAGAGAUCUGGCCUCGUGUUCGGAUAGUCCCAUGCCAGCAACUUGUCCACCGAACCUGCCAAGAUGUACCCCGUGUGUUGCCAUGUCGCCUAUGCCAGUCACAACACCUACUCGAUUUCACAACACGAGCAAGGUAUUCAGCAUUGGCACUGUCCCUCAUCCUUGGACGUUGACCCUGGUCAAGGAGAUGCGAGAAUCGUUCAACGUCUCCUGGAUCCGCCAAGAAUCUCCACGAGACUCGUGGAUUAGAACGGUCACCGAAGCCCUUCUUGGACCUGGCGUCACUACUACCCUGCGUCUAGUUCGCCUGAAAGAAGCAGUUGCCGGCGACUAUGCCACUUCUCGUUCUCUGUGGGUUGCAGCUGAAAAGGAUAUGCCUUCCGACAUGAGCUGGUAUUUUGGCUUCGCCAUCCCCAAGAAAGUGCUGGAUUUGGGCCAAGCCCAGCCUCCUGUCCCCGCGGACCGUUUGCCAGGAAAGGAAAACAAGCAGCCUCACAAAAACAACGGCCCAGUAGUCACGCCAGAAGAGAGAGCCUCGGAGCAGCCACUCAUCGAUCAGGCAAAGAAGGUUAUCGGCUUGACCAAGUCCACUGACGAAACAAGGCUGCGUGCAUCCUUAGAAGCCUGGAAUAUGGCCGAUAUGGAGAUCUGGAAAUUUGUUCGGGCUUUUCAAUCACGCCGACACCAAGAGCGUGAGGAGUGGGAGAAGCUAGAAGCCAAAUACAGCGGUGGCUCCGGGACUGAGAAGGGCCGCAGUGCUUGGUUUCGCUGGCAGGAUCGUAAGCAAGACGACGGGCGACCCGAAGAGCAGGAGGAUGCAACUCCCAAGGCCAAAUAA